GUCCUUCCUGCAACCUCCACCUUCCUCCAUGACCCACCUCUGCCUACCCAGGCCCGAAGCUGCUGUUUCUCCUACCCCAGUCCCUCCCAGGGGCAUGGGUGCAGGGGAGGGAUCAGCUAGUCCAGUGGGUCCAUGUGUGUCCCCCUGGGGCCCUAGCUGGGCCCAGGUCCUGGACAGUGUCCUAGGACUGGGGGCACUGGGGCUGACAAUUCGGGGCAUCUUUUCCACAACUGGCCCAGCCUUGCUGCUGCUGCUGCUACUAGUCAGCUUCCUGGCCUUCGACAUGCUCCACCGGCCUGCAGGUCCCACCUGGUCACAGCACACACAUCUCACAAGGGGCCAGAGUCAGGGGGCCGGCGAGGGUCCAGGGCAGCAGGAGGCUCCACCUGCAGUGGCAGUCACAGGACGACUCAGCCUCCAGGAGGCUCUGCUGCUGCUGUUCCUGGGCGCGGGGUUGCUCCUGGGAGCCCGCGGUGUGCCCUUGGCCCUGCUUGCCCUUGCUUUUUGCCUUCAUCCUUGGACCUGA
Molecule: messenger RNA, 526 nt
Organism: Capra hircus (goat)
Lineage: Eukaryota; Metazoa; Chordata; Mammalia; Artiodactyla; Bovidae
Gene: C13H20orf141
Product: chromosome 13 C20orf141 homolog
Exons: 2
Coding region: 29-526 (165 amino acids)
Source: RefSeq, a predicted model, not a curated record